AUGGGGCCACUGCCGUCUACCCUGACUACAUUGCUCGUUGCUGCUGGCGGCCUUCAACUCUGGUCGCUGGCCGAUGCGCUCAUGACAAGGACGCCAGCAGUGAAGAAGAUCGUUGACGACGAGCCCUCCUCCGUGGAGGCACCCUCCGCUCCGACUCAGCCGCGCCGUCCCUGGACGGCCGUGCUGGCUGCUGUGUCCAUUGUCAUCGUGUACAUUGCCCUCGGCACUUCCUGUGACUGCGUGGACUACUUCAUCGCACACGUGGCGGCUUGGUCUUCUUUAGCUAUGCGCACACACACACACACACAUAUCUAUCUGUGCUAA
Molecule: messenger RNA, 324 nt
Organism: Symbiodinium sp. CCMP2592
Lineage: Eukaryota; Dinophyceae; Suessiales; Symbiodiniaceae
Source: the annotation of a GenBank genome assembly